This is a messenger RNA of Aphanomyces invadans, 2497 nucleotides long. RefSeq lists its product as hypothetical. Gene Ontology annotation, molecular function: creatine kinase activity. The record is from RefSeq and is a predicted model, not a curated record. The transcript has a single exon. NCBI's taxonomy places the organism in Eukaryota, Oomycota, Saprolegniomycetes, Saprolegniales, Verrucalvaceae. Bases 14 to 2362 code for a protein of 782 amino acids. Gene Ontology annotation, biological process: phosphocreatine biosynthetic process.
GGGCAACACGAGCAUGACCGACGCCGCUGCACCACGUCCUGGAAGCGCCUCGCCCAGCAAGAUCGCUCAGAAGAUCGAGAAUGCGCAGAACCUUGACGCUGGACUGCUGGGAUACCCGCAGUUUACGCCCGCGCACCGCUCGCUCAUGUCCAAGCACUUGACCCGAGAAUUGUACGAGAAGCUCAAGGGACUCAAGACGUCGACGGGAUACACCCUCGAACGUGCGAUCCAGACGGGAGUGGACAACCCCCACCUUGGCGUCGGUGUCACCGCUGGCGAUGAAGAAUCGUACGUGAUCUUUAAGGAUCUGUUCGACCCCGUCAUUGAAGGAUGGCACGGGUACAAGAAGGAUGCGGUGCACAAGCGUGACUUGGACCCAACCCACUUGACGGACGCCAAGCUUCCCGACGAGUACAUCAUCUCGACGCGCAUCCGCGCGGGACGCAACAUCCGUGGGUUGCCGCUGCCGCCAGCCACAUCGCGCGCGCAUCGUAAGGACGUUAUGAACCUCCUCGACACGGCCUUGACCGCCAUGGACGGGGACCUGAAGGGAAAGUUCUACAAGCUGACCGACAUGACGCCAGAAGUUGAACAGAAGUUGAUCGACGACCACUUCCUGUUCCAAAAACCCGGAGGUGGCACGUUGUUGGCUGCCGCCGGCGCCGCGCGCGACUGGCCGUCUGCCCGUGGCAUUUUCCACAACGACGAAAAGACGUUCUUGGUCUGGUGCAACGAAGAAGAUCACAUGCGCGUCAUCUCGAUGCAGAACGGCGGCGACAUCGGCGCCGUCUUCGAGCGCUUCACGCGGGCCGUCAAGAGCGUCGAGGACAGCAUCAAGGCCAAGGGCCGAGAAUUCAUGUACGACGAUCACCUCGGGUUCAUCGGGACCUGUCCGUCCAAUUUGGGCACGGGGCUGCGCGCCAGCGUCAUGAUCAAGCUGCCCAAGCUCAGCGAAAACUUGGAACGGUUCGAGAACAUUUGCAAGCUGCUCAACUUGCAGCCGCGCGGAUCCAAUGGCGAGCACAGCGCGAGCAUCGGCGGCGUGUACGACGUCUCGAACAAGCAGCGCAUCGGGUAUUCCGAAGCAGAGCUCGUCCAGACCAUGAUCAAUGGCAUUCGGCUGCUCAUUACGCUCGAGCAGAAGCUCGUGGCUGGCGAAUCCAUCGACGACCUCAUUCCCAAAGAACGCGUGCCGAACCCGGUGAUUGAAGCGCCCGCGACCGCGAGCGCCGAAAAGGCCGCGAUCGAUGUCAAGCCGUCGAGUGAGUCCAACUACCCGUACUUCACGCCCAAGCACCGGUCGCUCAUGGCUAAGCAUUUAACGCCCGAGCUUUACGACAAGCUCAAGGACCUCAAGACCGCCAAGGGGUACACGAUCGACGACGCUAUCCAGACGGGGCUGGACAACCCCCACCUUGGUGUCGGUGUAGUCGCCGGCGACGAAGAAAGUUACGCGCUGUUCAAGGACUUGUAUGAUCCUGUGAUUGAAGGCUGGCACGGCUUCAAACCGGACGCAAAGCACGUCACAGAUAUGGACGUGACCAAGUUGGUCCGGUCCGACAAGCUCGACAUGAGCUACAUCGGGUCGACGCGAGUUCGCGCCGGUCGCAACAUCCGUGGGUUGGCGUUUCCGCCCGGGACGACUCGCGCCGAGCGUCUCCAAGUCGAGAACUUGAUCAGCACGGCGUUGACUGCGCUGAACGAAGAACUCGCGGGCAAGUACUACCCAUUGGGCGGCAUGACCAAGGACGAAGAAGAUCAGCUUCAGAAGGACCACUUCUUGUUCCAAAAGCCCGGCGGCGGGACGUUGCUGACGGGCGCUGGCGCCGCGCGCGACUGGCCGAGUGGCCGCGGAAUCUUCCACAACACGGAAAAGUCCUUCUUGGUCUGGGUGAACGAAGAAGACCACAUGCGUGUGAUCUCGAUGCAGGACGGCGGCGACAUUGUCGCGGUCUUUGCGCGCUGGGUCAAGGGCGUCCAGGCAGUGGAGGACAGCAUCAAGAAGAACGGGUUCACGUUCAUGCACAACGAUCACCACGGGUUCCUCGGGACGUGUCCGUCCAACUUGGGCACGGGUCUGCGCGCCAGCAUGUUCGUCCGAUUGCUCAAGCUCGGUGAAGACGUGCACAAACUCGAAAAGAUCUGCAGUUCGCUCGGGCUGCAGCCCCGCGGGUCUGCCGGCGAGCACAGCGCGGCGGUGGGCGGCAUGUUUGACGUGUCAAACAAGGCGCGUAUCGGGAAGAGUGAAGUCGAGCUCGUCCAGACCAUGAUCGACGGUGUCGCCAAACUGAUUGAGUUGGAGAAGGAGCUCGAGGGCGGCAAGACGAUCGACCAAGUCCUCGCCGACCUCAACCUUGCUUAGGACAAAGGCCGGACGGACCGCGACGGGCGCAGACAGUGGAGGCAGCCAUCAGCACCGCCGACGCCGUCGCGCCUGUUGCAAUUGCAUGUGUACCAUAGACCGAUCCUAUCCAUCAACAUCGACCUUCCAUCAACA